Messenger RNA from Drosophila simulans, 1810 nucleotides. Its product is annotated as pickpocket protein 19. The record is from RefSeq and is a predicted model, not a curated record. Gene Ontology annotation, molecular function: ligand-gated sodium channel activity. Lineage: Eukaryota; Metazoa; Arthropoda; Insecta; Diptera; Drosophilidae. Gene Ontology annotation, cellular component: membrane. Gene Ontology annotation, biological process: sodium ion transmembrane transport. Bases 13 to 1443 code for a protein of 476 amino acids. The transcript is spliced from 5 exons.
CCGCUGGGUGAAAUGAGUGCCACCGCCUGGAAGCCAGAACCCUCCUCCGAGGAUAAUGAUGAUGACCACAAGGAGUCGAAGAAGAAGCAGAAGAAGGACGAGGCGAGUGGAUGGGCCUCGACCAGGCGAUACGCCAGAAUCCCCCUUAAAAUAAUGGCUGCUCUGGCCACUGUUUAUGUGAGCAUUCUGUCCUCGGAGCGGUACUUCUACUACUGGGUGCAGACCUCCAUCGAAAGGACCGACAUGCAUGUGUCCGAGAUCGAUUUCCCAGCCGUCACCAUUAUCCCGAUCCACUUGAGCAGCCUGAAUGCCGAGAAGCUCUCCAAGGCGUAUAACUUGGUUCAGUCUGUGGUCUGGCAAACACCGAUGUCCGCUCGCCUCACGGAUGAGAACUUCACGGAGUUCUCCGAACUGAACAACUGGAACAUGCAGAGCUGGGGUAUCUACCAGGCGCUGCAGAUGAACUGCCAGCACUUCUUCACCGAGUGCCAGUGGCGUCGCAAGGCGAUGAACUGCUGCGACCUAUUCCGACCCACCAAAACCUUCAAUGGCUUCGCCUUCGAGUUCAACUCACUGGUCUCCUCGGGAAGAGAUGAAACGUGGCCCUGGUCCGUGGCCGCAUGCGGAUCAUACAGCGGGCUGAAUGUGAAGAUCAAACGGUAUCAGGGUCUGUAUACGUUGAAUACAAUGGGGGUGAUAGUGCACGAACCCACCCAGUUGCUGGGCAUGAGCAUUGACUAUUCCUCGGAGGAUCGCAUCGUGGUUCCGGUGGAACCACUUCGUUUCACUGCCGAAUUGGAUGUCCGGGCACGUCCCGUUCAAAUGCGUCGUUGUUACUUUGAGAAUGAGAUCCCAGAGGGAAAAUCCCGUUCGGAGUGCAUCUACAAGUGCCACUUCAACUACAUCAUCAGCAAGUGCAACUGCUCCUUGGAACUGCCUGUGAAGGCCACUCAAGAUGAGGAAAACACUGCGGAUGCAAAGGAAAGCAACGGACGUAGAAUUUGCGGGAUGAAAGAUCUGGCCUGCUUCAAUCAGCACCGACUUUCCCUCUUUUCCAUGAGCAACAUCAUCGAAGAGUCCCGCGAUAACGUGUUCACCACCGUGGAUUGCGGUUGCUUUCCUCAGUGCGGUCACACCCAGUACCACACGUCGACCUACACGGAGAAGCUGAGCGCCCACACCACCCACGCCGCAGAGAUCGAGAUAGAUGUGUACUUCCAGGAGGAGACCCUCUUCUCCUACCGGUCCAUGCUCCGCUUCACGCUGAUCGACUUGAUGGGUGAGUUUGGGAUCAAUCACAGCUGCGAUGAAAUGUACCCAUCCCCUCCACUUGUAGUUUCCUAUGGAGGAAUAGCCGGCUUGAUCAUGGGCAUGUCGGUGCUAGGCUGCAUCAACAGCUUCUUGGAUCGCUUUGCCUGUUGUCGCGUACCCGAUGGCUCCUAGACCCAAGCUGGCACCAUGAAGUACCAGCCAUCAGCAGCUGGGUUCUCACGUUCCCACACUUACCUGUAAUCGAAGCACACACAAAUGCACCACUCACCUGGUUUCUUGGGAUGCGCACAUAAACAAAUCCAGGAAACAAAACGCAUUCGGAGAGCUACCUGCACGGCAGUGGAAAAUUUUCAGGUGCAGCUCCAACCAGACAUAACAAAACUGUAGGCUUUCUUCACGUGCACUCAGAAAAACAAAUUGAAUAAGAAUGUUCUUUUUAAAUCCUCGAAAUCCAUUUUCAAUUUCGAAGUAUGUUUUGGUAGCUUGAAACAUUGAGUACAUAAAUUCCUUAUAGAGCACAUAUCUUCAAUAAAAUGCC